Pocillopora verrucosa is the source of this 3720-nucleotide messenger RNA. The record is from RefSeq and is a predicted model, not a curated record. Lineage: Eukaryota; Metazoa; Cnidaria; Anthozoa; Scleractinia; Pocilloporidae.
AUGUCUGAGUUUCCACCAGCUCAGCACAAAAGGGCCACAGGCCAAAAGAAACGGGAACGUCAGCCUUUGGUGUUCAUUUAUUUUGACCGCUUGGAUUUUCAUUACAAGAUUGAUCAAAGUACAACUGAUCCUUCUGCUUUCAAAAGGGAACGUCAGCCUUUAGUGUUCAUUUGUUUUGACCGCUUGAAUUUUCAUUACAAGAUUGAUCAAAGUACAAGUGAACUAUCAGCCUCAGAAAGUGAUCAAGGCGAUAUGAAAAACACGGAAGAGGAAUUCACCACGUUAGCUAUCAAAAUAGGUAUAACUGUCGCCAUUUUCCUUCUCAACAAUGGUUUGGCCUUGAAAGCCAUCGAGCUGUGCCAAGAAAGCUUGAUUUUACUGAACAAUGGUGAUUUAACCGCGGACAGUCCAGUUGCCAAGUCAUUUGACGAACGCAUCCGCACCACAGUGAAAAGGGCGUGGCUCACUCUAUGCAAUUCACCAGGUAUUAAAGAAUACCUCAGGGAACUUUUACUUCACCCUGAAGAGGAAAAGAAAUUUUAUGAAUCAGCAAUAAAUGUCAUGAAAAUGACCGAAAACAGACAAAAAGAAGCGGAAUAUUAUAGAAGACUAGGAGUGCUUCUGUGUUUCUUAGGAGAAUAUAACAAAGGGAAAGAAUAUUUGGAGAUAGCACUCGCUAUCCAGAUAAAAAUUGGCGACAGACGUGGAGAGGCAACAAGCUACACAGACAUUGGAAUACUGUUCAUGUCGCUUGGCAAAUAUGACAAGGCCCCCGAAUACCUGGAGAAAGCUCUCGCUAUCCAAAUAGAAGUUGGCGACAGACAUGGAGAGGCAACAAGCUACACGAAUCUUGGAGCACUAAAUGGAGAGGCAACAAGCUACCAUAGCCUUGGAACAGUGUUCCAGUCACUUGGCAAAUACGACAAGGCCCGAGAAUACUUGGAGAAAGCUCUUGCUAUCCAAAUAGAAAUUGGCAACAGAAAUGGAGAGGCAACAAGCUACCAUAGCCUCGGAACAGUGUUCCAGUCACUUGGAAAAUUCGCCAAGGCCCGAGAAUACUUAGCGAAAGCUCUUGCUAUCCAAAUAGAAAUUGGCGACAGAUAUGGGGAGGCAGCAAACUACUCCAACCUUGGACAACUGUUCAUAUCGCUUAGCAAAUACGGCAAGGCCCGAGAAUACUUGAAGAAAGCUCUCGCUAUCCAAAUAGACAUUGGCGACAGAACUGGAGAGGCCACAAGCUACGUGAACCUCGGAGCACUCAAAUACGACAAGGCACGAGAAUACCUGGAGAAAGCUCUCGCUAUCCAAAUAGACAUUGGCGACAGAAAUGGAGAGGCCACAAGCUACGUGAACCUCGGAACAGUGUUUCGGUCGCUUGGCAAAUACGACAAGGCUCAAGAAUACCUGGAGAAAGCUCUUGCUAUCAAAAUAGAAAUUGGCGACAGAAAUGGAGAGGCAACCAGCUACCAGAACCUCGGAACAGUGUUCCAGUCGCUUGGCAAAUACGACAAGGCCCGAGAAUACCUGGAGAAAGCUCUCGCUAUCCAAAUAGAAGUUGGCGACAGAUAUGGAGAGGCAACAAGCUACUCGAAACCCGGAGCACUGUUCGUAUCGCUUAGCAAAUACGACAAGGCCCAAGAAUACCUGGAGAAAGCUCUCGCUAUCCAAAUAGACAUUGGCGACAGAAAUGGAGAGGCCACAAGCUACGUGAACCUCGGAACAGUGUUUCGGUUGCUUGGCAAAUACGACAAGGCCCGAGAAUGCUUGAAGAAAGCUCUCACUAUCCAAAUAGACAUUGGCGACAGAAAUGGAGAGGCCACAAGCUACGUGAACCUCGGAGCACUCUGCGGGAACCUCGGAACACUGUUCAAAUCGCUUGGGAAAUAUUACAAGGCUCAAGAAUACCUGGAGAAAGCUCUUGCUAUCAAAAUAGAAAUUGGCGACAGAAAUGGAGAGGCAACAAUCUACAGGAACCUAGGAACACUGUUCAGAUCGCUUGGCGAAAAUGGCAAGGCUCAAGAAUACCUGGAGAAAGCUCUCGCUAUCAAAAUAGAAAUUGGCGACAGAAAUGGAGAGGCAACCAGUUACGGGAACCUCGGAGCGCUGUUUAGAUUGCUAGGCGAAUUUGGCAAGGCCCGAGAAUAUCUGGAGAAAAGAGCUCUCUCAUUAAGCAGGGAUGUUGGAAACAGCUCGCGUGAGUUUCAAUGCCUUCUUGAUCUAACGGUGUUGAAGGUAUCACAAAAUGAUCUUGAAGAAGCCUUUUCGUGUCUUUUCCAAACCAUUCAAAUUUUCGACACGUUGCGAGAAUCUCUAAAAGAAAAUGAUCAGUUUAAAACAUCACUUUUAGAGGAGCACGGUACCUUUCCAUACAAGUUGCUCAGUAGCUUACUUUCUUCCAAGGCAAAGCCACACCACGCCCUCUAUGUCGAGGAGUUGAGACGGGCGAGGGGCUUGGCCGACUUGAUGGGGGCUCGCUACUCUGUUGUAAAGCAGAUCUCAGGCGAUCCAAAAUCAUGGUAUGGGAUUCAAAACAUUGUCGCAAAGGAAGCUGACUGCGCAUGCCUCUACAUUUCUGUUGGAGAAAAGCAUAUGCACUAUUGGAUUCUCAAAGCAACAGGGGCUAUCAUUUUUAAAGAUGAAGAAGUGAGCCUGGACAAAAAUGUGGUGACCGGAUUAGUCCCUAACUUGGAUGAGUUUUUUACGAAAAGCUUUCGUGGCCAUGGCAUUUUACCCGAACAGAAUUGCGAAGAUCGAUCUCUAGAUGACACUGAAUCGAUGUCACUUUACCAUGAAAAUCACGCGCUCCUGCGCGAUUGUGAUGACAAAGGUAUCAAGACAAAUCUUCAAUUGUGUCACAAGAUAAUCAUCGCUCCUGUGGCCGCUUUACUGAAGGAGCCCGAAAUAAUCAUUGUCCCUGAUUCCUGUAUGUAUCAGGUACCAUUUGCGGCUUUAACUGACGAUGAAGGAAACUUUGUAUCGGAGACAUUCAGGUUACGCAUCGUUCCCUCUUUGACAACUCUCAAACUUAUUCAGGAAAGUCCCCCAUACUAUCACAGUCACACAGGUGCAUUGAUAGUCGGUGACCCUCAGGUUGGAGAGGUGAUUUACAAGGGAAGACGCAUGAAUAUAACAGGAUUGCCAUGUGCAAGAAAGGAAGCAGAGAUGAUUGGAAGACUUCUUGGUGUGACACCUUUGAUUGGAGAUCGCGCGACAAAGCAAGCUGUACUUCAAGCAAUACAUUCCGUGAGUCUGAUCCAUUUAGCUGCCCAUGGUAAUGCUGAAAGAGGAGAGAUUGUCCUUUCCCCAGAGUGUCCCGCUGACUAUGUUCCACGAGAAGGAGCCUUCCUCUUGACGAUGGCAGACAUUUCACGAAUUAAGCUUCGAGCUAAACUGGUGGUACUAAGCUGUUGUCACAGUGCACGUGGACAGAUUAAGGCCGAGGGAGUUAUUGGAAUCGCUCGAGCAUUCUUAGGAUCUGGUGCUCGCUCAGUGUUAGCGGCACGGUGGGCCUUAGAUGACACAGCCACAGAGAAGUUCAUGACUUGUUUCUACGAGCACUUGUUCCGUGGUGAAAGCGCCAGUGAAUCUCUUCACGAGGCCAGGAAAUGGAUGAGAAACAAUGGCUUUGUAGAAGUCUCUAAGUGGGCGUCUUUUAUGCUGAUUGGCGACAACGUGACAUUUGAUUUUGAAAAUUGGCCUGUGUCUAUUACAACCAAAUAG